CUGGUACACUGUUUACCUGUAUGUACAUAUCAAUAGCAUACAUGGGGAUAUAAAUGUCUACAGGCGAAAUGUCUUUAUUUUGGGUGUUUAUCAUCAACAUGGCCUUUCAAAUAAGCAUUGUGGAUACGACCCUUUUGACAACUGGUUGUCCACAGAACCAUUUUAUUGGCCGUCCAUCUUGUAAUGAGACAUGUUCGAAACCGACCACUAUCUCUGAUGGAAGACAAUUCAUCUGUACCGUUGGAUCUAUAAAAGGAUGGAAAGAUUUCAAUCACAGACAUGGAUUAGAAGCGGCAACAGUUUUUAAUAAUUCGGAUGAAAAACUGUUUAAAGCACCGCUAUUGUUAAGAAUAGCAUUACAUCCUUUGCCAUACAAACAGAACCAUGGAUUUAGCCCAGCACUCAAUAUAUCUUUCAGCAUUCCAUUUAUUGGUAUAGUUCAUUCCCAAGAAACUAAGGCGGUACUUCUAACAUUUGAAAGUCCUGUAUUCAAAAACCCACUAUACAAGAGAUUCACAGACAUUGUCUAUAGUGUGCAAAGAACAAUAGACGAUAGUAUUGAAAGUGAUGGCAGGAUAUAUCGACUAUUUAAUUUCUCAUCUUAUACUCCAAACCCAUUCGAUUACAAGCAUCAAAUUGUAAACACCUACCCAUGCUUGUAUGGUUUAGAUGAUUGCCUUUAUAAAGAAAAGAUAUAUAGUAUAACUCUAACUUCAAUUGCCAUGAAUACAACUUUCUAUUCGAAGUAUUUCAAGUGUAACCCAUCCACUUGCUCAAUGAGUAGUUUGACAUACACAGUCAGUGUUGUCACAGUACGAUAUAACGUUUGGAAUACAAUUCCUUCGACAAAAUUUAACCCGGAUUUUGAGUACUGGAAUGCAACAAUAGCAACAACGUUGUUUCCAUCAGCUUAUGAUAUAUAUGUUGUAUUUGAACACAGAGAAACUUGUCAAACGUAUUUUUUAAGAUAUACAGGCGGUGAUUACCAGGAAACUGCAUCACAACACUAUACCUUUAAAGGUCUUCCUCCAGGACAAUAUUGGAUAGAGGUUAAGUGUUGUCGUGUUGACAAUUUAUGCAGUGUGUACAAAACUUUCCACGAAAUCAUAAUAGGCGAGUCUAAGGAAAUUAUUUCUCCUCGGUAUGAGCAUUUAACCAAAAUAUUAUUAGCAUCGGGAUUUUGUAUAUUUAUUCUGUUGGCUGUUGUAAUUGCCUUGGUAUUAUUGAAACGACGAAGAAAAAAAGCAUUGGCAGAAUUAACAUUUACUCCAGAAUAUAAACCAACCUUUAUACCAAAGGCAUACAGGAAUAUGUUGCUUAACGGAAACUUAAAAAGAACAACCAAAUUAGUCACUAUUGUGUCAAAUACGGACCAGGCUAGUACAAUGGUAGCAAAUCAACUCGACCUUUCUCUGACAAUAUUAGGACUAGAAACAUUAUUAUUUCAUUACCAUUCAUAUUUGGAGACUGAAAUGUUACGUUAUUUCAUUGAAGCAAUGAGUGACACUUCUCAUCUAUUACUUUUGUUUCCAGAUGAACACUUGAUUCAAGGAACUGAUUAUGAUGAAAGAUUUGGAAAAAUCAUUAAAUUUUCAGUAAAGUUAAAAAAUCUUGAUACUCUUAAAUUGUAUUUCACUUCUGAAAAAUAUUUAACGAAGGAAAACAUCAAUGAAACUAGAAAGUUUGCUUUUCUUCCGACAGAAUUUCACGUACUUACAAAAUUUUUGAAUAUAAAACCAAACCUGUACAAGGGAAACACACUUCACAGAAUUGAAUGCGAUUUGAAUCAUGUUAUAUGUGACGCAGAAGCUAGAUUAAGAAAUCCAGUUUCGCGACGAUCAUCGUUAGUGUCUACAUCAAGUAUAGUAAGCAUAGACAGCGGCUGUCCAAUUCACGGAAAGUUAAGUUUUAUAGACAGUUCUGUCAAAAAUAAUGAAGAGUAUUCACACUUUAAUAGCCCCCUGUUAGAUGGUGGUCAUCAUAAAAUUGGAAAAGGUCAGAUAAAAAUUCAAAAACCUGCAGAAUACAUUGAAAAUCAAAAGGAACAGUGCAUGCUAAAUAACAGUAUGCAUCGUGCUAGUUAUAUGUCAGGAAGAAUACAUUUGUAUGACAAGCAGUCUGGCUUACUUCAAAAUGAAGCAGAUGCCAAUGAGCGACAUAUUCAUAAAACUUUGCAAGAAAACAGAGACAAUCAGAUGAUGGAAUUGGAAGAAACAAAACGAUGUCAUUUAGAUGCCAAGAACAGAAUCCGUAUAAUAACAAACGAUGAUCCAAUAAGUAUUACACUGGCCAACAAGAUAAUACAGACAUUUACCCAAUUCGGUGAAGACAUAUCUCAUUUGAAAAAAAGAAACAAUACGAUAAAACGGAAAAUUCAUGACGAGAUUAAGGAUGCAACUCACAUUAUAAUUCUACUUCCUGUUUAUAAUACAGGUUCAAAGUUUAGCUACAAUCUGGACUUUAUAAAACAUACUAUUUCAUCAUCUCUAGACGUUUUAGAACCGAGAAAUACAUUAGUAGUGAACUUUCCGUACACAGAGGACGCUAACUAUGUAACAUGGAAGUUUUUAAAGAAAUUUGAAGGACAAAUCUGUUUAAUGAAAGAUUUUUAUGAAUUCAUGCAAUUUUUAAAUGUAACAUGUGAUAGUAUCAAUAAAUGGAAUAUAAUAAAAUCAAACCUCAGUAAUGCGGUAGAUGAGUCAGAGACAUUAUUGAGAAGUGAGAGCUUGGAAAAUCUUAUUCGAGAAUCGUGUUCAGAUACAAGUAUUGACUCAUUGUGUCCCAUUCAUGGUGAAAAUCAACAAUUGAAUAGAUCUCUGAUUUUUCGGAAUUCAUGUGACCCCUGUAAAAUACCUGAUCAAAUCAUUAACGAUCCGCUACUUAAAAUAAACUUUGGUUCCGCAGUAAAUCUUAGCCAAACAUGUGAAAGCGAAGAAAACAGCUGGAAGAACAUGAAAGCAGAUGGAAGAAUCGGCGAAAUCCAUUUAGAAGAUCAGAAACACUCUGAUUUUCAUCAAAAUAGUAAUGAUCCACUUUUGUAUUUUAAUUUCAGAUGAACUACGCAUUUCAAUAUUGAAAAUUGAAGCCCUUAAUUGUAUCUAUUUAGAAUAUAGGAAUCUAUGAUUUGCCAUCGAACGUUAAUUUUGAAAAAAAAAUUAAUAUCAUAUGACUAAGUAUUUUUAUAUUUAUUGACAUUUGUUAUAUCGUCUAUUGUUAUUGAUUACUGUAAACAGAUAAACGAACAAUUCCUACAGGAUCCCACGAGCCAGAAUCCAACACCUAGAUUUAAAUUGCUUAUAGUAAUCGAAUGUCAUAGUCAUCAAAAUCAUCCAUGUUUAAUGACUGCCAUGAAAAUAAUUGUUCGGUAUUAAAAAGUAUUAUUCUA
Mytilus californianus (California mussel) is the source of this 3385-nucleotide messenger RNA. RefSeq lists its product as uncharacterized. Lineage: Eukaryota; Metazoa; Mollusca; Bivalvia; Mytilida; Mytilidae. The record is from RefSeq and is a predicted model, not a curated record. The transcript has 10 exons. Bases 54 to 3056 code for a protein of 1000 amino acids.